This is a messenger RNA of Toxotes jaculatrix (banded archerfish), 1185 nucleotides long. It is a transcript of the gene ubl4a, whose product is annotated as ubiquitin like 4A. Gene Ontology annotation, molecular function: protein binding. Gene Ontology annotation, biological process: post-translational protein targeting to endoplasmic reticulum membrane. NCBI's taxonomy places the organism in Eukaryota, Metazoa, Chordata, Actinopteri, Toxotidae. The transcript has 4 exons. The coding region runs from base 149 to 634 and encodes 161 amino acids. The record is from RefSeq and is a predicted model, not a curated record.
AAGAGGAAGAAGAAGAUGGGCCGCUGACAAGAAGAGAAUCCCUGUGGUUAUAUUGUACUAGCAAAGUAACGUUACCUGGGUAGAGUUUGUUGUUUAAUCCUUAAACGUAUUGUUGUGUGGUUGUGUUUUGCUCGGGGUGUCAUUGAAGAUGAUUCUUACCGUGAAGCCGCUUCAAGGAAAAGAGUGCAAUGUACAGGUCACUGAAGAUGAAAAAGUCUCCACAGUGAAGGAACUUGUGUCCGAACGUCUCAACAUACCAGCAAACCAGCAGCGGUUGCUCUAUAAAGGGAAGGCGCUCGCAGAUGAACACAGGCUGAGUGAUUACUCCAUUGGGCCAGAGGCUAAACUGAAUCUGGUAAUCCGUCCAGUGGGAGAGAGGACUGGAGCUUCAGGGACGGCUGCCAGCAGCAGUAGCAGCAGCAGCAGUAGUACCACACAUGGAGGAGUGUGGCAGACCGUGUCCACUAUACUUGCUAGACACUUUAGUCCAGCAGAUGCAGCAAAAGUCCAUGAACAGCUUAUUAAGGACUACGAACGUUCACUUCGACAACUCAGUCUUGAUGACAUCGAGCGCUUAGCAGGAAAACUGCUUCACCCAGACAGCGAGGGCAUGGACACCUCAUACAUGGACUAAGAAUGCCAAGCUGGAUGUUGCUUUUUUUGAUUGUCUUUUGAGAGGCGCUCAGUGCUUGGAGAUGCAUACAGUGUUUAGGGUGUGAGGCAUGGAAAAUACAGUAUCAGUUUUCUUGCAGAGAGCCCCUGGUUUGUGCCUAAUCAGUGGCUGAGUGAACACGAAUAACACUGACUGUUGAUUAUCUCAGCAAUAGGGCUUUCUUAUCCACGACCAAAGGACUUGGAUAAGAAAACUUUGCCACUCUGAAAUGGUCCUCGUCAUUGAUGUUGCAGUCAUGACACAAGACCUGAUCACAUAAUAUUUGAAUACAAAGGAAUCCAUUUAUGCUGUUUGUUUCACAUGAUCUCCGGCUGCUACAACUCCCAGGGGGACGCUAACUUCUACUGGAUGGUAUUAGUAAUGUCUGUGUUGGAUGAUGAUGAUGACUGGGUGUUUUCUGUUUAUGAUCUGUGCGAAGGUAACACAUGUUUUAUCCCAUAACUAACUGAUGGUCAUUGUAUGAUUUGUAAAUAUCGUGUUUAUAUAUACAGACAUUAAAACAGAAAAAAACA